CGCACAUCGGCUCCACCAAACGUUGAACUCAGUUAUGGCGCACUAUCCCACGCGCGAAAUUUGCUCAAAAAACUUAUGGAAGAAAAUAGCCUUGACGAUCUAUCCGAAAAGACUAAGAGUAUCUGGGAAGACACAAUAAUGUCUUUAUUGCUUAAAGUCGCCGACAAUGUGCGUCCUGAUGUGCGUGCUGGAGAUGAUAUGGAUGUUCGUCACUACGUUAAAAUUAAGAAAAUUCCAGGUGGAAUACCUAGUGAUAGCUUCUAUGUAAAAGGUGUAGUCUGUUCAAAGAAUGUCGCUCACAAGCGUAUGGUACGACCAAUAUCUCAUCCAAAAAUAUUGAUAUUGUUGUUUUCGCUGGAUUAUUCUCGAGUCGAAAUGGAAAAUCAACUAUUAUCUAUUUUACCAGUAAUUACUCAAGAAAGAGAACACCUAAGCAAACUAGUUGGGCGUAUUGUUGCUCUCAAACCUUCCUUACUUUUAGUAAAGUCAACAGUUUCUCGUAUUGCACUCGAGUUUCUGCUCGAAGCAGGGAUUCCAGUAAUUCACAACGUAAAGCAUAGUGUUAUCGAGGCAGUGGCAAGAUGUACGCAAGCUAGUGUUGUACCAUCAGUUGACAAACUCCAGACAGGACUUUCUUUUGGAAACUGUGGGUCGUUUGAAAUACGGACAAUGAUGCACGAAUGGAUUCCAAACCGGCGAAAGACAUAUCUUAUAUUUGAUAACUGCGACCCUGAGCUUGGUGGUACUAUUGUAUUGCGAGGAGCAACUGAUAAGACUCUGGGUGUCAUCAAGCGACUAAUUGACUUUAUGGUGUUUGUGAUCAACAACCUUAAACUGGAGACAUCUGUGCUGCGAGAUUUUUUUGCUAAGAAUAAGGGGGUUGAUCAAACUAUACAAUCACGUCCCAAAUCUAUAAAAGCAAUUCCUGCUUUAAACAUGAUGAGUGACGAGGAAUUAGCUACUCAAGAUAAUAAAGAAGAAGACGAGGAGCAUGUAGAGUCCCUGGAUGAGCUACUCGAUGUUUAUCGAAAUACAAUUCUAUCAGCCUCCCCGUUUGUCACGUUCCCUCCACCAUAUCUACUCCUACGCUUGAAGGAAACCGAGGAUCGUCUUUCUGUAGCAAUGACAUCAAGACGCCAGAGCAACGCAUCGCCCACCAGAAAUCCUCUCGAACGACAAACGACAAACGAAAAGCCUACAGAGCAUGCAAAAACUGUGGUAAACGCAGAGCUAGAACAUUUGGUUGCCAAGCAUAAUCAGCUUUCCAGGGCGUGGGAUGCGUAUAUAGGCGAAAACCCGGACUACAUUAGUCCGUUUUACCAUCAGAAUAUUGUAGUGCUUUAUUCGAAUGUGUGUACAAUUACAACAGUGCCAUGUCAGGAACCAGAAAUACGCAUAUUUGAAUAUUAUCGCUAUCCAUCCGACGUUUCGCUUGGCAUGUAUCUUUCGGAUCUAUUUAUGGAUGCUAAAAAUCCUUGCGCAUCAUUCAUGUGCGAUCAUCCUACCUCUCAGCACUUCAGGUCCUAUGCUCAUGGCGAGGCCCGCAUAAAUGUAAUGAUUGAGCCAUUUCCAUGUCCACUUCCUGGUAUGGCCGAGACAGUACUCAUGUGGAGUUAUUGUAAGCUUUGUGAAAGACCAACACCUGUGGUCCCAAUGUCUGAUAAUACGUGGAACUACUCUUUCGGAAAGUUUCUUGAACUAUUUUUGUAUCAAACUGGUGUCUUCUGUCGAGCUGACAUUUGCCCACAUGACAUGGCUCGUCACCAUGUGCGAUAUUUUGGAUCUAAAGAUUUAGCUAUUCAGUUUCAAUAUAAUCCCAUUGAUUUGUUGGAAGUUACUGUCCCGCCAAUGAAACUAUUUAUGCUUAGUCAAGUUCAGAUUGACCUUAAAGAGGCUGAACUAAAGACUCUGCGUGGAAAGAUUAACAAAUUUUAUCAAUCCAUCGCUGAGCGAAAUAAGGCAUUCCCAUUCGAUUUAGUUGAUCCCCGAAAUUUGGAGGCAUGCAAAACUGAAUUACAAGAAAUGUCGCACAUAUGCGUUGGAGAAAAAAAGCAAGUACUCCAAAUAUUGCAAAACGUGUAUGCUACAACCGAAGCAAGUGAUACACUUACAAUGAAUUGGGUGCGACGUAUAUUAUACCAACAGAUCAAUCAGUGGGAUCUAGAGUACGCAGAACUGGUGCGUUAUUAUUUGCAGCCUGAGAGAGAGUUGCGGAAGAUAACUACCGGCCAUCUGCGAAAAAUGUUCCCCACAGAUAUGUCCGAAGCAGCCAUUACACACAUGGACGAUGAGCGUACUAAGCGAGCAACUGAAGUAACAGAUCUUCCAUUGUUAGGGAUUGGAUUAGAAGAAGAAGAAGAACCUGGAAUUGGUCAAGGAGCUCGAAAAGCUGGAAAAGCGUCUUUUGAUUGGGACUACCGGCCAUUGAUACUUCCUAGUAUUGCAGGCUCUCCCACGAAUAUAGAAACAAAUAACAGUAGUCCAUCAUCCGAGGAAAUUUCAAAAAAAGAGGAACCAACAUCCCAACUCACAAACUCCAGGAAAUCUUUAUUGCGACCUGAAAUCCGACGCCAACUUUCAAUGGAAUUGAUGCGAGAAUUACAUUCCAAGUUCAAAAAGGAUAGCGUAUCAUUAAAUAAUGAGAUUUCUUUGUUUUCUGGAAACUAUAUACUGUCCAAGAGACAUGUUCAUUCCGCUGCACCGUUUCCACCAUCACGUAUUCCAGUCCCCCACCUCACCGCUCAAAGAACUGCAUCUCCUCUUUAUGAGCCAUAUAUGCCACCCCAUCAACGUGUCAAGCAGAUAAACAAAAAACCAACAGUUAAGAAAGCUAAGAGAGUUAAUAAUACAUCAGUGUAUAAACGACACGGUGUUCAUGAUGCUCCCCCAGCUACUGAUUCAAAGUCCUUAAUGGGAGUACAAUAUCGACCUAUGCCAGACUUUCAGGCUCCCAAGCUUUCUCAUAUGACAUCAGUGCAGCCAAACGAUAUCCGUCGAGCGGCAUCUCCACGAGAUCGUAAUUUCCGUUCACGUUUGCCUCGCAAGAAAACUUAUAUUCAAGUAUACACCCGUGCAAAUGAUCUCGUGAAAGAGAAUAUGGAGGACGAAUUUUUGGUAGGCGAUGACCCGAUGGACGAGGAUUGUAGCGAGCGCCGCGAAUAUGAUGGAUUUGGGAAUACAAUAAUGCGAGAUGCUCCAGUAGAUUACUUUUCUCCCUUGGCACCUUACAUGAGUAGUGUAAUCGAUUCACCAGAUGGAGCAGCACUAGGCCAUGGUGCGACACUGACAGCGACAGAAAAUUCCUCAUCUGUAUCUAAUAAUGCUAGCAAUAACAAUGUUACAGAACCUACUGAGGACGAUUUUGAUAGAUCUGAUUCAGUGUAUACAUUACCUUCAGCCAUAGAUUUACUUAAUCCACCCUCAACUGGAACAUUGACUACAAGCGUAUCAACAUCAGAGCGACUACAAGAAGAAAAGGCAGAAAUGUCAUCUGGCACAUCUCUAACACGAAACAUAGAGAAUCUCGAAGAAUAUCGCCACUCUCCUCCUGAAAAAAAUUUGUUUAUGAAAACAAUUACUAGUUUCUUGACCGAUGGUGGUGUUGCUAGUCUUCUACCUCUUGAACCCCCAUUACAACCAACAGAGCAUAUAUUUCCAGAUUCAUUUGUCGUAGUUCGGGAAGAUGAGCCGAGCACAAUUAUAGCAUACACUCUAAGUUGUGAUGACUACUUAACAAAGAUGCAAGAAAUGAACGAUGUUGUGCCUACAAACUACCCGUUACAUGACUACCCGCAUGAUAGUGGAACAACAACUUCUUCAAAUCCAUCUCAUAUAGAUAUCCAAGAAACACUUUUGCGAGAAUCUGGAACACACAUGCGUUACAACUUUUCAGACGGAACUUCCAAAUUCUUCUGUAAAAUAUUCUUUUCUGAGCAAUUUGAUGCUUUGCGAAGAAAUUGCGGAUGCGACGAAAGCUUUAUUUUGUCUUUGGCUAGUUGCCUCAAAUGGGACUCUUCUGGUGGUAAAUCUGGUUCAGCUUUCUUGAAAACCAAGGAUGACCGCUUACUUAUGAAACAGAUGUCGCGGUACGAACUAGACGCAUUUUUGUUGUUUGCGCCUGCGUAUUUUCAGUAUAUGGCAGAAGCAUCAUUUAGUGAGCUACCUACAGUAUUAGCAAAGAUCUUUGGGUUUUACAGUAUUGGAUACAAAAAUUCUGCGACUGGUAAAUCAAUGCGCAUGGAUCUUCUUGUUAUGGAAAAUCUGUUCUAUCAACGCAACGUAAAAAAGGCAAGCAUUAGCUCAAUCUUUGACUUGAAAGGUUCAAUGCGUAAUCGCCAUGUACAGUCUACAGGAAAACAAGAUGAAGUGUUGUUGGAUGAAAAUCUGGUUGAAUUGAUAUAUCAAUCACCCCUUUUUAUUCGCGCAUAUUCCAAAGAAAUUCUUCGAAGUUCACUCCACAACGACACCUUGUUUUUGUCAGGUCGUAAUGUAAUGGACUACUCACUUUUAGUUGGUAUUGAUGAAGAGCGCCAAGAACUUGUAGUAGGAAUAGUGGAUUUCAUACGAACCUUUACAUGGGACAAGAAACUUGAGAGCUGGGUGAAAGAAUCUGGGUUUCUUGGUGGAGGUGGAAAAGAGCCAACCAUCGUAUCACCAAAGCAG
This is a messenger RNA of Phycomyces blakesleeanus NRRL 1555(-), 4662 nucleotides long. RefSeq lists its product as hypothetical. The transcript is spliced from 9 exons. The record is from RefSeq and is a predicted model, not a curated record. NCBI's taxonomy places the organism in Eukaryota, Fungi, Mucoromycota, Mucoromycetes, Mucorales, Phycomycetaceae. The annotation marks the transcript as partial. Gene Ontology annotation, molecular function: ATP binding; 1-phosphatidylinositol-3-phosphate 5-kinase activity. Gene Ontology annotation, cellular component: endosome membrane; fungal-type vacuole membrane. Gene Ontology annotation, biological process: phosphatidylinositol phosphate biosynthetic process.